This is a messenger RNA of Suillus fuscotomentosus, 897 nucleotides long. RefSeq lists its product as uncharacterized. The transcript is spliced from 6 exons. Bases 1 to 897 code for a protein of 298 amino acids. NCBI's taxonomy places the organism in Eukaryota, Fungi, Basidiomycota, Agaricomycetes, Boletales, Suillaceae. The record is from RefSeq and is a predicted model, not a curated record.
AUGUCUGCUCGUGGCCACAAGAAGAAAGUCCAGGGUGGUCCUGUCCCCACAGAUCAUGGUAAUAGCUCACUACCAUUGAGGGACUCCAACUCGUCAAAAAAGUCAAGAUGGCUCUAUGCAUUAAUGAUCCAUCUUGCAGUUGGACAUUAUCAAUCAAUCCUCGCCAAUACAAUGAUUUAUCCUAAUGACAUAGAGGCAUGCAAAUGGUCGGGCCAAGCAUGGGCGGCAGCUUGUUGUUCUCAAGGUGUUCGGAUUGAUUAUGAUGAGGAUGCUUAUAAAUUGAUCACAGAACAUGGCUCUAAUUUACGCAGCGACCUCAAGACUGCUCUGCGCCCACUGGUUGAGACAGAGUUUGGUUUCAAAAACGACAAAACUCCAGAGGCCAUCAGAUUUAAUGCAGAGCUCACAUCUACUCUCCUUGGAAACUGCAAGCUUUUCACAUGCAAGAACUGCAAAGCAGGCAAAGGUCUAUUUGAAGUGGACAUCAUCCCCAAGGGCAUCACCAAAUGGUGCUAUGAUAGGAAGAACUCGUUGGGUGCCAUGCUGACAAGCUACUUCAAGGACACUACUACUGGUGGGGCGAGCUUGGGUAUCAUUGUGGCAGUCCUUACUGGGAUUGAGGCUUGUGUGGUGGAGUGGACCACCAGCACCAAGAUUGAAUCAUGCUUCUACAAGGAGCGCUAUGCUGCCAUCUUCAAGACUUACUACAAAAUGCUGGUUGACUUUGACAUUUUGCCCAAGAUUUGCAAGAGGCUUCUAAAACAUGCUCAGCACCAUGCAAAUGUUCCCGAGGAUCCAAUUAGAGUGGGUGGCACGUCAGAGAACUUCUCGACUGACGAAUUCACAGCGGCAGCGGCAGAAUGGGAUGGGCGUGUUGAGUCGGACGACGAGUAUUAG